AUGGCGGCGCGGGGGUCAGGGCCCCGCGCGCCCCGCCUGCUGCUCUUGGUCCAGCUGGUCGCGGGGCGCUGCGGUCUAGCGGGCGCGGCGGGCGGCGCGCAGAGAGGAUUAUCUGAACCUUCUUCUAUUGCAAAACAUGAAGAUAGUUUGCUUAAGGAUUUAUUUCAAGACUACGAAAGAUGGGUUCGUCCUGUGGAACACCUGAAUGACAAAAUAAAAAUAAAAUUUGGACUUGCAAUAUCUCAAUUGGUGGAUGUGGAUGAGAAAAAUCAGUUAAUGACAACAAACGUCUGGUUGAAACAGGAAUGGAUAGAUGUAAAAUUAAGAUGGAACCCUGAUGACUAUGGUGGAAUAAAAGUUAUACGUGUUCCUUCAGACUCUGUCUGGACACCAGACAUCGUUUUGUUUGAUAAUGCAGAUGGACGUUUUGAAGGGACCAGUACGAAAACAGUCAUCAGGUACAAUGGCACUGUCACCUGGACUCCACCGGCAAACUACAAAAGUUCCUGUACCAUAGAUGUCACGUUUUUCCCAUUUGACCUUCAGAACUGUUCCAUGAAAUUUGGUUCUUGGACUUACGAUGGAUCACAGGUUGAUAUAAUUCUAGAGGACCAAGAUGUAGACAAGAGAGAUUUUUUUGAUAAUGGAGAAUGGGAAAUUGUGAGUGCAACAGGGAGCAAAGGAAACAGAACCGACAGCUGUUGCUGGUAUCCGUAUGUCACUUACUCAUUUGUAAUCAAGCGCCUGCCUCUCUUUUAUACCUUGUUCCUUAUAAUACCCUGUAUUGGGCUCUCAUUUUUAACUGUACUUGUCUUCUAUCUUCCUUCAAAUGAAGGUGAAAAGAUUUGUCUCUGCACUUCAGUACUUGUGUCUUUGACUGUCUUCCUUCUGGUUAUUGAAGAGAUCAUACCAUCAUCUUCAAAAGUCAUACCUCUGAUUGGAGAGUAUCUGGUAUUUACCAUGAUUUUUGUGACACUGUCAAUUAUGGUAACCGUCUUCGCUAUCAACAUUCAUCAUCGUUCUUCCUCAACACAUAAUGCCAUGGCGCCUUGGGUCCGCAAGAUAUUUCUUCACACGCUUCCCAAACUGCUUUGCAUGAGAAGUCAUGUAGACAGGUACUUCACUCAGAAAGAGGAAACUGAGAGUGGUAGUGGACCAAAAUCUUCUAGAAACACAUUGGAAGCUGCGCUCGAUUCUGUUCGCUGCAUUACAAGACACAUCAUGAAGGAAAAUGAUGUCCGUGAGGUUGUUGAAGAUUGGAAAUUCAUAGCCCAGGUUCUUGAUCGGAUGUUUCUGUGGACUUUUCUUUUCGUUUCAAUUGUUGGAUCUCUUGGGCUUUUUGUUCCUGUUAUUUAUAAAUGGGCAAAUAUAUUAAUACCAGUUCAUAUUGGAAAUGCAAAUAAGUGA
Messenger RNA from Pan troglodytes (chimpanzee), 1407 nucleotides. It is a transcript of the gene CHRNA5, whose product is annotated as cholinergic receptor nicotinic alpha 5 subunit. Gene Ontology annotation, cellular component: postsynaptic membrane. Gene Ontology annotation, biological process: monoatomic ion transmembrane transport. Gene Ontology annotation, molecular function: transmembrane signaling receptor activity; acetylcholine-gated monoatomic cation-selective channel activity. The record is from RefSeq and is marked provisional. Lineage: Eukaryota; Metazoa; Chordata; Mammalia; Primates; Hominidae.